This is a messenger RNA of Neltuma alba, 1053 nucleotides long. RefSeq names its product cation/H(+) antiporter 4-like. The record is from RefSeq and is a predicted model, not a curated record. Gene Ontology annotation, cellular component: endomembrane system. The transcript has a single exon. Bases 1 to 1053 code for a protein of 350 amino acids. Gene Ontology annotation, biological process: regulation of pH. Lineage: Eukaryota; Viridiplantae; Streptophyta; Magnoliopsida; Fabales; Fabaceae.
AUGCCGAUCCUGAUAAGUUAUAUGUACGAUCCUUCAAAGAAAUACGCGGGUUACACGAAGAGGAAUAUCGAGGAUCUAAGAAGCAACUCAGAGUUUCGAGUGUUGACUUGCAUUCACAGAUCCGAAAAUAUUCCAGUAGCAAUCAACCUUCUGGAGGCAAUAUACCCGACCAAAGAAGAGCCGCUCGGCGUCUUUGUACUUCAGCUCAUAGAACUAAUAGGCAGAGCGACCCCUGUUUUCAUAUGCCACCAGUUGCAGAACAAGCCCAAAACCAGGAGCACCUUCAUCGACAACGUUAUCCAUGCUUUCGAGAGCUUUGAGCAAGAGUUCAACGGGGCAUUAGCUGUGAAUGUCUUCUCGGCGGUAUCGCCAGCGGAGAUGAUGAACGACGACAUUUGCAAUUUGGCACUAGAUAAGCUGACCUCCCUUAUAGUGCUCCCAUUUCACCAAAAAUGGUCCUCAGACGGCAACAGCAUCGAGCUAGAUGACAAAUCCAUAAGAGAUUUGAACCUUAGCGUGCUGGACAGAGCACCCUGCUCGGUGGGAAUCUUAAUAGAGAGAGCACAAAUGUCACACGUAUUCUCGCCGGAGACACCCUACUCGGUGUGCUUGAUAUUCAUCGGGGGGAGAGAUGACAGGGAAGCGUUUCAUAUGGCAAAGAGAAUGACGAAGAACCCAAACGUGAGGCUGACAGUGAUAAGAUUCAACGGCGAAGAAGAGAGAAAGGAUAUCAAAGACUGGAACAGGAUGCUGGAGGCAGAGAUACUGGAGGAGGUAAGGGUGAAGCAAAAGAUAGGGGGAGCAAGCGUGAAGUACAGAGAAGAGAGGGUGAAAGAUGGGCCAGAGACGGCACUAAUAGUGAGGUCGUUGGUGUAUGAGUAUGAUCUGAUAAUAGUUGGCAGGAGAGAUGGAAUAGAGAGUCCACAGACUUCAGGACUGUUGCAGUGGAGCGAGUAUCCUGAACUUGGGGUCCUUGGGGAUCUGCUUGCUUAUAUACCUGGUAGAGCUUCUAUCUUUAUCAUUCAGCAGCAAAGAAUGGCUUCCGACUUGUAA